Molecule: messenger RNA, 3444 nt
Organism: Kalmanozyma brasiliensis GHG001
Lineage: Eukaryota; Fungi; Basidiomycota; Ustilaginomycetes; Ustilaginales
Product: Pentatricopeptide repeat
Exons: 1
Coding region: 1-3444 (1147 amino acids)
Molecular function (GO): protein binding
Source: RefSeq, a predicted model, not a curated record
AUGGUAGACCGCAUACCGACCAGGAGUCAGCAUGCCGCGGCAGGGCUCCUCGCUCUGCUUCGGCUCCAUUCCGGCAGCUCAAUACGGCCAAGCGUGCCCUUUGCCUCGACAAGCUACCACACCCUGUCAUCUACGGCAAGCUCCUCGACUCGGCCUAGACCAGCACAAUCCCAUGCUCAGCUCAACCACACACGCUCUAUCUCAUCUACUUCAACCGCCUCGGUGAGCGCGCAUCGCAAGCAAGCCGGUCGCGAAAAGGCCCGUCUGCGCAACGCCCGGACAGAAGAACGAGUGCUUCGGGCUCGACAAAAGGACUUUCCUCCCUCUCGCUCUCCGCAGGAGCGCCGUCGGCCACGGGAUCCCAUAGAGGAAGAUGUAGAGAGUAGCAUUCGGGAGUACAUGGCUCGGACGGGUCCACGGGGCGAGCGACUCACACGUUCACAGCAGGAACGGCUGCUCAAACAGGAGCUCAGAGGGCUCAGCACCCAGCUCGAGACGCUUGAGAAGAAGGCUAAGGCAGAUGAGGCAACGGCUGAUCUGCCAGAGCUAGACGACAAUGUGCUGGAAGAGCUGUACCAGGCACUGAUGCUACCCCCACCGCCGACGGCGGAGGAGAGCAGAUUGGCGAGGCUGGAGGAAGCAAGGAGGGAGAAGAGUAUCGAGGAUGGGAGAGGGAGAAGAUUGUUACCCAUGACGAGAGGCGAGGAGAGAAAGGCGAGGACGGCGACGGAUCUCAAGCAGAGGCUGAAGGAUGCGAGAGACAAGGGAAGAGUCUUGUUGCCGCCAUCGACAGCAGCUGCGUCGCGAGGCGAACAGGUGGCAAUAGAGGAGACGAUACAGGAAGAAACAGGGGUUGUCGUGGACGAGGCGGAAAUGGCAGCCUUGCCAUAUGCAGAGCGACAGGAGAUCCGGCUGCAACAGCUGUUCGCGAGACUUGCGCUCGUACACACCACCUCGGAUGCUUGGGCAAGCUCAAGCGAGACCGGCACAGAUUCGUUGCAGGAGAUCAAGUCGAAUCUCGCCAACCGCAUCGCCAAGAUUCUCAAAGAGCACGACUACGAGCUGCAAACCUCGGUGCAGCAGGGGACUCCCAACGAGGCAUCCCCGGCAGAACUUACCUCCAACGAUGCGGCAGCUCUCGGUCCCUUUCCGACUGCCCGUUUGGACGGCAGAGCGCCCACCCUCGAACCUACCGAGAGCAUCGAUACUAAGCAAGCCGAGGACAUCUCCAGCACCGAUUCCAGCGACGAACUCAUCACGCGCGCAGAGACGAUGGUCAACGACCUCUCCUCCUCGGAAUCACGCAGCUUCAUGCUCGACUCCAUCUCCAAGCUCGUUCGCUCCAGCUCGCCCUCAAGCCCCUCGUCUUCGCGCAUUCCUCUUGGCGUUGCCUCAAUCGAAGAAUGGACAGCGCUCGCCGUUGCCUCUGCCCGAGCUAACGACACGUCCACGCUCAGCCGCACCCUCGGCCUCAUGCAAGAUUGCGGAUACCCUCCGUCACUGUCGCUGUACAACAACGUCCUCGAUGCGUUUGCCACACAGGGCCAGCUGGAAGCAUGUCAGACGUGGCUCGAACAGAUGCACACCCUCGGGCUGGUCCCGGACGACCAUACGUACCACUCACUCGUCAAAGCCUACGCUACGUCCUCGCAGUACCUUCCCGCCAUCACGCUGCUCAACACCCUGGAGGAGGCAGGUCGUCCAGCAUCAAUGGCGACCUACACGCUGCUGAUCAGCCGCCUGCUCUCCACGCCAACGCCGUCCACCCAAGCGGUCGGAUGGAACGCGUUCUACCACAUGCGUCUCUCGGCGCAUCCGAUCCCCGACGCGCCACUGUACGCGCUCAUGAUCCGCGCGUGCGCCCGGGGGGUUCCUCAACCGCACGACCUCGGCAGACUCGGGGUAAGCGAAGCAGAACGAGCCCUCGACCUGUUCCGCGAGAUGACGACGCGUUAUUCCGUCCGCCCCAACGCCGAGGUGUACAACGCGCUGAUCCUCGCCUGCGCCCGUCGGAAAGAUUUUUAUCUCGAAGCUUUUAGGCUAUUGCGCGAGAUGGUGGAGCUGGAAACCACCCGGUCGGAAGGAGAGGGGUUGAGAUUUGCGCCGGAUCGAUGGACGUUCAAUGUGCUGCUCCAGGGAUGUGCGCGGAACCGGGAUUUGCCCCGCGCCAGGUGGGUGUUGGCCGAGAUGGUGCGCUGUACUGCUCCAUUGUUCGAGCAAGGCGUGAGGGAGAAAUUGGGCAGAGAGGAGGUGAGGGAGAUGUGGGGGAAGAGGCCGGACGAGGAGAGUCUGUGUCAUGUUUUCCAUGCGUAUGCGAGUUAUGUGCCGCCUGUGCGGCGGUUGGUGACGGUGGGGAGUGGGUCACCAGAGACGACAGAGGGAACUGACUCCACCGCUACUACUGGCGACAACGAUCCCUCCACAAGCAGCUCCACAACACCGUCCAGCGAGAUCGUCGCCACUGCCACUGCGAAGAGCCUCGAACUUAUACUUUCAGACCCGGCGGACGCCGAGGAGGAAACAACACCAGGAGAAGCAGCCCAGAUCUUCUCAGCGCUGGUCCCGCAGACUUCGUCCGACCUGCUGGCCGAGACACGCUCGCUGUUCGCACGCGUGCUCGCUGACCAGCCGUCGGGGCACACCGAGGGGCCGUUGGGCGCGGUCACAGCUGGUGUUCGGCUGGUGAAUGCUUAUCUCGCUGUGCUGGGUGCGCACCUGCCCGUCGGGAUGCGGGGCGAGCUGUUGCGCUCGACGCUGCUCCCCCUCGACGGUCAAAGUGAAGGUUUGGAGCGUGGGUUGUUCGCACGUCUCGGUGCGACGCCGAACGAGCACUCCUACCGGGUAAUCCUGGAGGCUUUGCGCGAGGCGGACGGGUCCACCCUACCCAUCGUCGAAGACGUGUGGGUGCGCUUUCAAACCUACCUCGGCUCUCACACCGCAGCCACUGGUGACACCGAACUCACCACCACUCUAGCGCAAGAUCCGGAUGCAGGUCAAAUCACCAAAUGCUACAGCGCGUACAUUCAUUUCCACGCUAAGCACGCUUCGCUCGACCAAGCCAUCGGUGCGCUGCGCCAUUUCGUUAGCCUCUACCCACCUACCCUGCCGACGACGAGGACCGCCAGCGCCCGACGACACGCCCGUCAGCGAAAGGACAGGGCGACCGAUGCGAUGCUCGAAGGGGUGGACGUGGAUUUGUCCCCCCUACCGGUGGCCAAGGAGUCCUUGGUGGGAUUGGUGGAGAUGGCCUCCCCCUCGACUUCCGCUUCCUCAGGGAUCGGAGAGGACCAGACGGAAAAGGUGGGCGCGAUGAAGCCAUCACCCACACUCACCUUCCUAGAUGUCGAGCUGCUCCACCACCGCCUGGUGAGGUUUGGCCGCAUCAAGGAUGUCGGCUUCGUCAGUUGGGUGCUGCAUCGCUAUGCUGCUGCGCGCAGGGGCUAG